UAACGAUAUUACUGCUCUGAUCUAGAUUAGCUGAACCUUCAAUGUCACGUUUGUUGUUUGUAGCGGCUACUAGCUAAGUGUUUAACAACGUGAAACAUGUUUAAAUUAAAUUGUAUAUUAUUCAGUUCUGUGAGUAAGGUUUGCCGUCAGUUUGCUGCCCCCUUAAAUGCAAAUGGGAGAUCUAUAUGUGGAAGCAGCGCUGUCAGACUGCAGGACGCCGCAGCAGCCACCAAAGUCUCCUCUAAAGACUUCAGUCAGACUCCUCCACUGCCUGGUCAGGACAGUCCACUCAGAUGGGGUGGAAAGAAGUUUGAGGAAUUACCAAUUGCUCACAUUAAAGCCACAUACAACAACACACACAUCCAGCUGACAGACAGCGCGGGACAGUCGAUGGUCAGGACGUCCUGUGGAACAGAGGGCUUCAAGAAUAUUAAGAAGUCGACACCAAUCGCUGCUCAGACUGCAGGCCUUUCUGCUGCUGCGAAAGCCACAUCGAAGGGAGUGACGUUUGUUCGUGUUGUGGUCAAAGGUCUUGGCCCUGGACGUCUGUCUGCGAUCAAAGGGUUGACGAUGGGAGGCCUGGAGGUGGUAUCGAUCACUGACAGCACCCCCGUGCCACACAAUGGAUGCCGCCCACGCAAAGCCAGGAGGAUGUGAUCUCCAAAAUGCAUUGAAAACAGGAGGAGGCUGUUGUCUUGUAAUAUGCUAAUAAAGUGUUUUGUUGUAUAACUUU
Messenger RNA from Thunnus maccoyii (southern bluefin tuna), 733 nucleotides. RefSeq names its product mitochondrial ribosomal protein S11 (gene mrps11). The transcript is spliced from 6 exons. The record is from RefSeq and is a predicted model, not a curated record. Gene Ontology annotation, cellular component: mitochondrial small ribosomal subunit; ribosome. Gene Ontology annotation, molecular function: small ribosomal subunit rRNA binding; mRNA 5'-UTR binding; structural constituent of ribosome. Gene Ontology annotation, biological process: maturation of SSU-rRNA from tricistronic rRNA transcript (SSU-rRNA, 5.8S rRNA, LSU-rRNA); translation; ribosomal small subunit assembly. Lineage: Eukaryota; Metazoa; Chordata; Actinopteri; Scombriformes; Scombridae. The coding region runs from base 97 to 657 and encodes 186 amino acids.